Ictalurus punctatus (channel catfish) is the source of this 1603-nucleotide messenger RNA. Its product is annotated as heat shock factor protein 5-like. NCBI's taxonomy places the organism in Eukaryota, Metazoa, Chordata, Actinopteri, Siluriformes, Ictaluridae. Gene Ontology annotation, molecular function: sequence-specific DNA binding; DNA-binding transcription factor activity. The record is from RefSeq and is a predicted model, not a curated record. Bases 152 to 1207 code for a protein of 351 amino acids. The transcript has 6 exons. Gene Ontology annotation, biological process: regulation of DNA-templated transcription.
ACCAGUCAGUGGUAAGGUCACAGUUGUCCAGAAAAGCUGAAAGACUCACGCAGCCCAGCCAGGAGCCGCCAAAUUGUCGUAGAAAUUAGACAACACUCGCAGACCUCUGAAGUCCUCUGAAGCCACCUGGCUACAAAUCUUUUUAGCUGGCAUGGAAAUCGUUGAAGCAACUUUUGUCACCUUCAUCAACCCCAACCAGUUCCCUGCCAAGUUGUGGCGUUUGGUGAACGAUCCUCAGAUUCGCUCAAUCUGGUGGGACGCCAGCGGGGAAGGAAUACUUAUCCAUCAGCAACCCUUCGAAGCUGAAGUGCUAUUGUCCCAACCCAGGCAUUUGUCUGAGUACUUCAGAACGACAGAUUUCGUCAGUUUCAUUCGCCAGCUGAACCUGUACGGCUUCAGAAAAGAACGCACAGACCUUGACGUCUCAGACAAGCAUCCCAACGUCUCAUCCAUUAAGGCCCAGCUGCACCACUUUCACAACCCGUUCUUCAAACGGGAUAAGCCUGAGCUUCUAGUCAAACUAAAGCGACUCACGCCUCUCAACAAGGCCAAGCUCGCCGGGAGAGAGGUGACCAGCCGGAAAUCAAAACAUUUCCAUCAUAUGAUGCUGAAUUCGCCACAGGAAACCUCUGGCUUAAAGAAAACAGGUUCAGUCUUGCUUGGACAUCAGGGAACCCCUUACCACCUUCCCUGUAAUGGCCCUCAGCAGGAGAAGGACUGCGACAGAACGUCCAAAUCCUCCCAAGCAUUUGUAGUGGACCAUGGUGAUCCUUCUCCAGUUACAUUAAACACUAACGACGCUGUGCCUGUCCCUGUGUCUCACCACUUCCCAGUGGACUCAUCGAGUGCACAUCCCUCCAGCGUCAUGCACAUGCAGCAGGGCGUCAAACCUCAUCACUCACAGCAUGGGUUUCACACACCAGUGUAUCAGCGCUGUAGCCCAGACGUCUUGGAUUCAAAAGUGCCAUGCUUUCAACAAUCAGCUGCUUCCUACUCUCCUUGUGGCUAUUACCCUGACCACUCAGUGAGAUACGCUCAUCCGAUUGAUCAGGAUCCAUACUGGAAAGCAGGUGAUGUUCCAGAGUCCAGGACGAGUGACAUGAAAGACAAAGAGAAAGUGGACCUGGACACUAUAUUCAAACUGGCGGAUGAAAUACAGGUUGAAGCUGCCACAGGGACCAGUUACCUGAUAAGACAGCUUGACUAGGGAGCACAUUUUAUUUAGAGUGUAGUGUUAAUUCUUUGCUCUCUUAUAAUGCACGAUAUCUUUUUACAGCUACAGUUUUGUGUGUUAUUUUAUUUGCUCAUGUCUAAAGCACUUUGUUUAUUAAACAGCAUUUGACAUGUAAUUAUAAAUGAUUAAAACACAGCUUUUAAAAUAAUUUCCUUUAAAAAGCAUUUGUGCCUGUCUUUUAUUUAAGAUAACUUAAACAAAAUGCUUGAUGUAAUUAUUAUACUUAUUAGAUUUAAAUAUUAUUUUUAGCUGUAGUUUGAUUCAAUAACAGUAAUAUUUUUAUGUCAUCUUAAAUAUUUUAAAAAAUAGUCAUAUUUUAAAGCUGGUAUGUAAUGGAGAGACGUGAGCACACUGAAGCACUUGAUUUAU